This is a messenger RNA of Cicer arietinum (chickpea), 3141 nucleotides long. Its product is annotated as protein MEI2-like 4. The record is from RefSeq and is a predicted model, not a curated record. NCBI's taxonomy places the organism in Eukaryota, Viridiplantae, Streptophyta, Magnoliopsida, Fabales, Fabaceae. Gene Ontology annotation, molecular function: RNA binding.
UUGAAAUUGAAACGGCAUUGACACCGUUGAAACGGAAAAAACUACCAACUUGAGCCGGAAAAACUCACAGUUCCGGCAAACACCUUAACAAACCCAUUUUCAAAGACAACUUAAUUCAAAGGUUAACGUGAAAUUCAGGAAAAAUCGAUUAUUUAUUAUUAUUAUUAUUAGAAGAAGAAGGUUUUAGAUGAAAGAUCUUGCACGCUACACAUAUCAAAGAUCCUUUCUUUCUGCAAGUUCUUUCACUUGUCUUUUGCCUCAUGUUGCUGAAGCAAAAUUACUGAAUUGACUACACUACCCUUGUAUGCUGUGUUCAAGAGAUAUAUAAACAAGUUUCUAAAUUUACUAUUUGGUUAUAUAUCUGAACAUUUUGGAACUUCUCAUCAUGCCUUCUGAAUCAAUGGAUUUCAACAGUUUUUCUUCUUCAUCGACGUUUUCGUCCAAAGAUGUUUGUUCUUAUAAUGAGAGUCAAGUUGGAUGGUGGAAAUCAGAUAAAUUGUCUAAAGGACAUGGUUCUGAUCAAGAAAUCAAACCUAGCAUAAGUUUACAAGAAGUAUCCAAUUUUGCAGAUAGUAAUGAGGUUAACAUAAUUGCCAAUCGGCAUGAAAGCAGCCUCUUCUCAAGUUCUCUGUCAGAUUUGUUUAGCAGGAAAUUGCGAUUAUCGGCGAAUAAUGCUUUAUAUGGACAAUCAGUGGAUGCAAUUGCAUCACACUAUGAUGAAGAGAGGCUUUUUGACUCUCUUGAAGAACUAGAGGCUCGAAUCAUUGGAAAUCUACUCCCCAAUGAGGAUGAUUUGUUUUCUGGAGUGACUGAUGACCAUAUUGUCCGAGACAGCACUUGUGAUGACAUAGAUGAACUAGACCUUUUCAGUAGUGUUGGAGGUUUGGAUCUCGGAGAUGAUGACAAUUCAUCGUCUAGAGUAAAGAAUUCUGUAAUCCUCAGUGAAGCGCGGAACAGUCAACUUGGGCUAUGUAAUACCUCAGUUGCCAGAGAAAACUCUUCUAGAACAUUAUUUGUUAGAAACAUUGAUAGUGAUGUUGAAGAUUCUGUAUUGAAAGCUCUUUUUGAGCAAUUCGGAGACAUUCACACUUUCAAUCCGUCUUGCACGCAUCUUGGGUUUGUUAUGAUAUCAUAUUAUGAUAUUAGAGCUGCUCAAAAUGCAAUGAGAGCACUCCAGAAUAGACUAUUCGGCUGCAGGAAAUUCGACAUUUGUUAUUCGACUCCAAAGGAUAGUUCUUCAAAGAAAGGUGUGAAUCAGGGCAAACUUGCAGUUUCUUUAUACGAUUCAUCUAUUUCGAAUAUUGAACUUCACCGUAUAUUUAAUGUUUAUGGAGAAAUCAAAGAGAUUCAUGAAAACCCUCACAGUCAGCUUCACAAGUCGAUUGAAUUUUAUGAUUUUAGAGUGGCAGAGACAGCUCUUCGUGCUUUAAAUAGAAAUGAUGCUACAAUGAAGAAGUUAAAGGUUGAGCCAAGCAAUUUUACCGACUCAGAAAGUAUGAUUCGACCGAUCCAUCCAGAUUUCGAACAAACAGAAUGUAGCCUCUGUCUGCAUCAGAAGAACCCUCCUCUUACUCCAACAACUAGCUUACAAGGCUUGCAUGGCGUCAAUAAAUCUGGUAGUAUGGAUGCUGCAAGAAUUGUUGGUGCUUUGUCUGCAAUGCAUGCUCCAUCUAUUGAAACUGCUUUUAAUCAUGGAAUCUCUUCAAGUGUUCCUAACACCUUACCGUCUCUAAUCAAAGUUAAAUCAGUUGGAAACCAAUGUGAGUUUACUGAAUCUAGUUCUCCAAGCCAGUUGAAUUUCGAUACUCGAGCUUCAUUACCAUUUCAUCCUCAUUCCCUUCCUGGCCAUCAUGUAAAAUGGAGCAACUCGUAUCAGCCUCCGAGACCGAUGUGGCAAAAUUCUCCAUCAUAUUUCGAUGGAAUUUGCGCAGCAACUACCCUGCAAAGAUUGAACCAAUAUCCUAUGUCACCAUCACAUAUGAUAAGCACUGUUUUACCUACAAAUAACACCACGUUUCUCAGUAACAUAACACCACAUUGUGUUGAUUUUGUUCCACAUAACAUCCCUAAUUUUGGACUCAACUUUCAUAACCAAAGGAGCAUGGUGUUUCCUGGUAGAAACCAUAUGAUUAACACAUUUGAUACUCACAAACGUGGUAGAAGCCGUAGAAAUGUAGGUGCGUCGAAUUUGGCUGACGCAAAACGGUUUGAACUUGAUAUUGACUGCAUAAAGAGAGGCGAAGAUAGCCGAACAACGCUUAUGAUAAAGAACAUUCCUAACAAGUAUACUUCCAAGAUGCUGUUAGCUGUAAUUGAUGAAAAAUUGGAUAAAGGAACUUAUGAUUUUGUGUAUCUUCCAAUUGAUUUUAGAAACAAAUGCAAUGUUGGAUAUGCAUUCAUCAACAUGACUAGUCCUGGCUUGAUUGUACCAUUCUAUCAGGUGUUCAAUGGGAAAAAAUGGGAGAAAUUCAACAGUGAGAAAGUCGCAACGUUAGCAUACGCUCGCAUACAAGGAAAAGAAGCUCUUAUUGCUCACUUCCAGAAUUCUAGCUUGAUGAAUGAGGAUAAGCGCUGCAGGCCUAUCCUCAUUGACACUGAUGGUCCAAAUGCUGGUAUUCAGGUCCCUUUCCCAAUUGCAAACAAACAUGGAAGAAUGCGAAGCAACAUUCAUGACGAUAACCCGCCUAAUUUUGGAAAAUUCAAACCCUCUUCCGACUAAGGAACUCACAUUUGUUUCUUUUGACAUCUAACUAACCAUAUAAAUCAAAGUGAUUUGGUUACACUAAUAAAGCUUCUCAUAUUAAGAGUAUAUGUACAUAGGUACUAAUACUUCACUUAAGCCAAUAAGUUUUCUCUUGUUCAUUUGGCUUUUUGUUUUUAAAUCCUUAACAUGUUGGAAAUAUGAGCAAAAAUAGAAGGUGUUUCAAGUUUUAAUGUGAAAAAUCAAAAGAUUACAUGUAUAGGAGUUUAGUAUGAACAUUGGAGAGGUUUAAUUGUAUAGAGUGGUUUGAGGGGAAUUCUCUUUCAUAUUUAUUAUUCAGGCAAAUUUAUUUUUUCUUGUAAAUUGGAGGAUGUAUUUGUCAGGGUUGGAGUCCCACCUGUCAUAUUUUUUUUAAUGAAAUUUUUGAUUUUGAUGAACUA